Betta splendens (Siamese fighting fish) is the source of this 1654-nucleotide messenger RNA. It is a transcript of the gene ebna1bp2, whose product is annotated as EBNA1 binding protein 2. The record is from RefSeq and is a predicted model, not a curated record. Gene Ontology annotation, biological process: ribosomal large subunit biogenesis; rRNA processing. NCBI's taxonomy places the organism in Eukaryota, Metazoa, Chordata, Actinopteri, Anabantiformes, Osphronemidae. Bases 83 to 1012 code for a protein of 309 amino acids. Gene Ontology annotation, cellular component: preribosome, large subunit precursor; nucleolus; nuclear periphery. The transcript has 10 exons.
UUCCUCCGGCGGACUAUGAUGGUGAAACAUGAAGCAGCGUCACUUCCUCCCCACGUGAAACUCUUCUUACAUAAACGGGAACAUGGAGUUUGCAGACGAGGACGUGAUGCUCGGCCAAGAGUCAGAGGAGGAGAACAGCGAAUUAUCGGACAGUGAGCUGCAAGAAGCCUUCGCCAAAGGGCUGUUGAAACCAGGGAUGAACGUUGUUGCAAAUAAACCCAGAACGCCUGUGAACAGUGUGGAGGGGUUGAAGCAAUGCCUUGCUGACUUCCGUAAAAGUCUUCCUUGGGUGGAGAGGUUGGACCUGACGAACCCGCCGGCUGAAGACGUUUUUUCCAAGGUUGAUGGGAAAGUUGAGAAUCUGGCAAAUGGAGAUGUCAACGCAGAUGAUGAUUUCCAGAGAGAGAUGUUCUUCUACCGUCAGGCUCAAGCUUCUGUUUUAGAAGCGUUGCCUCUACUAAACAAAAUGGGCAUAGCCACAAAAAGGCCCGACGAUUACUUUGCAGAGAUGGCAAAGUCCGACCAGCACAUGCAGAAGAUCAGAAAGAAGCUCCUCACAAAGCAGAUGAUCAUGGAGAAGUCAGAGAAGGCAAGAAAACUGCGAGAGCAAAGGAAGUUUGGCAAAAAGGUGCAAAUAGAAGUGAUCCAGAAGAGACAAAAGGAAAAGAAAGCUAUGAUGAACGCUGUAAAGAAAUACCAAAAAGGAAUGACUGACAAGCUGGAUUUCUUGGAUGGAGACCAGAAGACGGGUAAAGAGUCUGCUCAGGGCUCGAAGAAGGCCAUGAACAAGAAGGGCCCCAGCUCCAAGAGAAAGUACAAGGACCAGAAGUUUGGUUUUGGAGGAAAGAAGAGUGGAAAGAAAUGGAACACAAAGGAGAGUUACAACGAUGUUUCCAGUUUUCGUGCCAAAGUGGCUCAUGGCAAGGAAGGAAAAGGUGGAAAGAAAGGCAAAGGAGGGAAAAAUAAGCGACCAGGAAAGUCCGUACGCAGGAAGAUGAAGUCUCGCUCAUAAAUGAGCAGACGCUGGUCAAGAGACUGAAUUCAGACUUUCUAGGAGGGAUUUUACACAACUUCUCCUCGUGUCUGCGCCACAGGAAGACACAAUAAAAUGUAUCUGGCUCAAUGUGGAGGACUGAACCUUCACGCGGCAGAGGGAGUCGUUUUGCUGCGUUACUAAGGAAGCUUUCUGAAGGACUUCACUGAUGAAGAAAAGGAAGCAGCUGCCCGAAAUACAAACGUUUUUCCCACCUUUUAAGAUAAAAAUGUUAAUGUCCAAAAACAACUUGUAUGUUUGUGGCUGUUGUUUUGUCCCAAUGCAGGUGAGAGAUUACGCUGCUUUGUGUUAUUACCUACAACAAACUCUCGACAGUUCAUUUACUGUGUGCGCAGUUUGGUGUGAACUGUUUUUUUGUUCCCUGACUCAGCUUCUUGACGCGUUGAUUCCCUCCCGUGUGACGUGACAUUUUAUAAUAUUGAGCAGCUGUCUGUUUUGCCCUUUCCCAUUCAAUAGUAUGAUUAGUAUGUAAUGGCUGAGAGUGCUUGCUUGUAUUUUUUUCUUAGUUCACAAAGGCGGCGAUGACGCAAAAGGACGUCUGUUGGUGCAGACACUUGUUUAUAUGAAAAACGAGUAAAUAUGAACUACAUGUUCACGUUA